UGAGAGUCAGAGACCAGCCGGGAGAGAGACCCAGAGGCAGCAGCAGCAGAUCCACCGGCACAACCGACAACUUGCAGUACCAGCAGCAGCAGGAGCAGUAUCAGUUAGCAGCAGCAACAGAAGCAGCAGCAGAACUAGAAGCAGCUUCAGUAGCAGCGGCACUAGUAGCAGCACUAGCAGCAGCAAUAGAAGCAGCAGCAGCAAUAGAAGCAACAGCAGCACGAGCAGCAGCAAUAGAAGCAGCAGCAAUAGAAGCAGCAAUAGAAGCAGAAGCACUAGCAGCAGCAGCGCUAGAAGCAGCAGCACUCGCAUCACCAGCAGCAGCAGCAGCGGCAGACAUGAAGCACGUGAGCGAGCUUGGCGCGCAGUACGAGCGCGACGGCUACGUGACGGCGCUGUCCGUGCUGAGCGACGCGGAGCUGCGCGCUCUCCAGGCCGGCUACGACGCCUGCGUGGCCGAGAUCGGCAUGGAGGCAGCGCAAUACUCUCUCCACAACGUCCACCUGCAGCAAGCCUGGGUGAUGGAGGCCGCGGCUAAUCCCCGCGUGGUGAGCGUCAUGCGUGACCUGCUGGGGCCAGACGUCGUGCUGCUCGACUCACGAUUCAUCUGCAAGUUCCCCGUGGCCCAGGUGGCGGGCGAGGGAAAGCCGGCUCCCUACGUGGCCUGGCACCAGGAUAUCAGGUACUGGGGUCUGGACGGAGGCCCCGUGGCGUCCAUGUGGCUGGCUCUGGACGACGUCGACGCCGAGAACGGAGUCCUCACCGUCAUCCCCGGGAGCCACACGCAGGGGGUGCUGGAGCACCGCGUGGCGCAGGCUCCGGGCAACCUGCUCACCGCCAACCAGGAGAUCCCCGAGCACCUCGUGGAGACGGCGCUCGCGGUGCAGUGUCCACUCCGCGCGGGGCAGAUGUCGGUGCACGAUGGGCUGACGGUCCACGCCAGCGACCCCAACUUCUCCCAGCGCCGCCGCUGCGGCCUCGUGGUCCGCUACGUGCCCACGUGCGCGCACCCUUCCGACGACCCGGAUCGUCCCCGCAAGUUCCCCGCCACCGUUCUCAUCUCCGGACAGGACAAGUUCGGUCACUUUGAGGAUCACGCGCCGGUAUUUUUCAACAAAGUGUUCUAGAGUCUCGAUUCGGGAAUCCGGAUUUUUGAGAUCGGAUUCUGGGGUCCGUGUUCUAAAGCAUUCCGGAUUCUGGAAUCUGGAUCCUGGAGUCCAGAUUCUAUAAUCCGGAUCCUGGAGUAAAGAUUCCAUAAUCCGGAUCCUGGAGUCCGAAUUAUACAAUCCCUAUCCUGGAGUCCGGAUUCUAGAGUUGGGACCCUGGCACCCAGGACGUCUCAUCGUCACCUCUUUUCAGCUCUUAACCUCAUCUCAUCAUUGUCAUAAUCCCAUGGUUAUCGUAAUGCAAUUGCUUGACAAUAAGCCCGUAUAACUUAAUGCGUGUUAAUGGCUGGUUACAUUAAUCACACUUUGUGUAAAUCCCUUGACGUAAUUAGUAAGUUAUCAUUUACAAAUAUGUAGCGUGUAUUGACGGCGACGGAACACAACCCUAGCGCGUGUAGCACGGACGUAGGCAAGCUACACGCACGAAUAUUGUUAACCAUUAGACAACCUUAACUGCCGCUGGUUAAUAUUUGGCCACGAAGAAGUGACCUUAGGGGAUUGGUGUUAGGAGUGGCUGGGCGCAGUGCUGGCCACUCACUUCCUCGUGUGCCACUGUGCCUGCCCUCAUAGGUGCUGCUCGCUAGCAGCAUGUUACAUGCUAUAACGACAGGGGGAGAGGGGGGGGGCGUAAAAGUCUUUGGUGCAAUGGUUCGCAGCUCACUACGACUCUGCACGUCGGCCACCUGAGUGCGAUUCCCACCCACGGCUAACAUCAGUGGCAACGUGAUGCCAACCCGUACUGGUCAGCGUGGUGAAGUAUGGUCAAAACAAGCCCACGCUCCACACGGCGUGGAAAGGCCUUCAUCCGGCAGUGGACUAACAAAGGGCUGUACAUUUUAUUGGUGAUUGUUAAGUGUAGAAUACUUUAUAAUUUGGGGGGGGGGGGAGGUAAAAAGAUUUUUAGAGGGUGGGGGUCAACAAUUUAUGGAAACAUUUUAGACCAACUAUUUUGUAAUUUUGUUGACGGAUACAUGGACAGACAAACGGAACGCCGGGCUUUCACAAUAGAUUAGUAUUUGAGGACGUAUAUGUUCUGUUUUCUUUAAGAGAAGACAAGUUUUGAAAUAUAUUUUUCCUCCGGGCAAAGCCGGGUACUUCCUGCUCGUACUUUGUAAUUUGCUGCAAUUUUGCGUAAGCGUAUGAACAGGGUGUGCAAUCGGUGGCAAGAGUUUCUCACCACACCGUGAUAUUUUCCGUGCAAUAGAUGUGUGGGUGAAAUCGGAUUGCGCUGGGUUGCACCCCCAUCGAUCGCGAGCAAUCGCUGCGAUAUAAUGGAUAGCGAUUGAGUGCAAUGAUGCCUACGCAACAGCUCUUUAAUUGGUUUAGUGAACAAACAAUAUCACGAAAUAUCUUCCCAAAAUAGAUGUAUGUAUUUUAACGUCAUAUCUUGAAUCUUAAAACGCCGAAAUGAAGUUGCGACGUUCUUACAUUCAGUUACUGACUCAGCUCUCCGCCGUGUCUUGGGUUAUCUUACACUGCAACUGUCCUAGAGAAGAUAUUCUGUUCACGAUUUUCUUCUAUAGUUGAACCAGGUGAGGCCCAGGCGAGACCAAGAAGACGAUUGUGUUUGACAUUAUCGAUGAACACACCUGGUUGUAGAUGAUUUUGGGCGUAUGUGAAUUGUUGGGUAGUGGAAAUAAUGGUAAUGUAUAAUGAUUUUUUGAAAAUAAAACAAAACUGUGUUGA
Molecule: messenger RNA, 2852 nt
Organism: Lethenteron reissneri (Far Eastern brook lamprey)
Lineage: Eukaryota; Metazoa; Chordata; Hyperoartia; Petromyzontiformes; Petromyzontidae
Product: phytanoyl-CoA dioxygenase domain-containing protein 1-like
Source: RefSeq, a predicted model, not a curated record